Danaus chrysippus (African queen) is the source of this 672-nucleotide messenger RNA. The record is from the annotation of a GenBank genome assembly. Lineage: Eukaryota; Metazoa; Arthropoda; Insecta; Lepidoptera; Nymphalidae.
AUGCUGUUUCUCGGUGAUGUUUUUCCAAAUUUCACAGCAAAUACUACUGCUGGUGAAAUAAAUUUUCAUGAAUGGCUUGGCUCCUCUUGGGGUAUCCUAUUCUCACAUCCGUCUGAUUUCACGCCGGUCUGCACGACUGAACUCGCGAAACUACUUAAUCUGCUUCCAGAGUUCGAAAAGCGGAAUGUGAAGGUUAUCGGCUUGUCCUGUGAUUCGAUUUCCUCUCAUAUAGAGUGGUGCAAAGAUAUCAAAAGCUAUGCAGGUUGUAACGAAGAUGAGAAGUUUCCAUACCCUAUAAUUGAGGAUCAGGACCGAAGUCUGGCUAAGAGCCUCGGAAUGGUUGAUAAAGAUGAAUUAGACCAAAAGGGCAUGCCGCUGACGGCCAGGGCUGUGUUCAUCGUAGAUGUUAACAAGAAGUUCCGUCUUUCUUUAUUAUACCCUGCGACCACGGGAAGAAACUUUGAUGAGAUUCUCCGUGUAAUAGAUUCCCUGCAGCUCACUGAUAAGGCUAAAGUGGCGACGCCGGUUAAUUGGAAGAUGGGUGAUGAUUGUAUGGUGCUGCCAACAAUACCUCAAGAUCAAGUUACCAAGUUCUUCCCAAAAGGUGUCACCGUGGUGCCCCUGCCUUCGGGCAAAAACUAUCUGAGGAAGACUGAAUGCCCCAAACUGUAA